Molecule: messenger RNA, 1194 nt
Organism: Lathyrus oleraceus (garden pea)
Lineage: Eukaryota; Viridiplantae; Streptophyta; Magnoliopsida; Fabales; Fabaceae
Exons: 4
Coding region: 130-708 (192 amino acids)
Source: RefSeq, a predicted model, not a curated record
CAACUACAACACUAAAAGCACCAAAGUUUACACUUUAUUAGAGCUUUAAAAGCAAACAACUGUCUUCAAAAUCUUAAACAAGAAGAAAAAACAACAUUAAGCUGUUCUGUUAAUAAUCACUUUCUAGCCAUGGCCACUACUAUUGCUCAUGAUGAUUCUGAAGUUGGUUUUGAAGAAGGAAUGCUCUGGUUACCCUCUUAUGUUCUCGACGAGCUAUGUAUAAGAAACCAUCAUCAAAACCAGAAGGUACUAAACCAAGAAAAGUUGCAUCAUCACAAAUCAUCUAGAGAAUCAGAAUCAAUAUCCACUUCGAGGUCUUCGUACCAAAGGCCAAAACUCGCGAACCGUGGUGUUGGAAAUGGAAUGCGAGCUAUUUUUUUAGAAUCGAGGAAUGGAUCGUGUGGUACUGGCGUAUUUUUACCUCAAAGAGCAGACACAAAGUUCCAACCAAGAAAAAGGCCAGCUUGUGCACCAGUCCUCCUUCCCGCUCGAGUUGUUGAAGCUCUAAAUAUUAACGUUCAUGCAUUGGGUGUGCAGAUUUCGCCUCCACAAGUUCAGAAAUAUAAACCGAGAUGGAGAGAAGCGAACGAUGCAAAUUCAACCGAAAAUAAAAAUGAUCAGAAAGAUACUUCUAAGCAAUGUAGUUUUAUAUCUCAGAAAAAAUGUUCUGCUCAAGAGAUAUUUCUACCAAAGGAAUGGACUUACUAAAUAGCUCUUCAUUUGAAAUAAGAGAACAACCAAUUUCCAUUCAUUCUUGUACAUCAUUCGUUAUGCAGUAUUCAAUAAAACUACCUAGUUUAAUUCAUUAGAUUCUAAAAACAUUACAGAUUCCUAGUUUCUUGUAAUUCAUCAUCAUUCUAACCACUGCAGCAGCGGGGGAGAAUCCAAAUCCGCAGAUGUUGUUUAUCAUUAGACUUCACUUCACUUCAUAUCAUCAGACUCGAGUCGAGAGUUUUAUGUACAUAUUAUAAGUCAAUGUAUACAAAUGAUGUAUCAUUGAUUAGACUAUGUUUGGAUUAACAGCGAGUUUGACAGAAUCACAACAAUCAUUGUGAUUUUGUGAUUUUGCCAAACUCGCUGUGAAUUCAAACAUACACUAAAUAUUAUUAUGAGGUAUAAUUUGGUUAAGCGCUCUCUUAACUUCCACAAUACUAACUUUCUUCCCAUUACCAUUUUCCUUAACCUUAGCCCUCA